Messenger RNA from Ricinus communis (castor bean), 1529 nucleotides. Its product is annotated as stress protein DDR48. Bases 129 to 1169 code for a protein of 346 amino acids. Gene Ontology annotation, molecular function: RNA binding. Lineage: Eukaryota; Viridiplantae; Streptophyta; Magnoliopsida; Malpighiales; Euphorbiaceae. Gene Ontology annotation, cellular component: mitochondrion. Gene Ontology annotation, biological process: mitochondrial mRNA modification. The record is from RefSeq and is a predicted model, not a curated record. The transcript is spliced from 4 exons.
AUAAUAAUAGAUGCGGACGAAACGCAGCCUCUAGAAAAAGGAAAACUGAAGAAAAAAGGUAUCAUUUCUCGGGGUUUAAGCUAAAACCCUAGAUAGAAAAUAAUCAAUAAUUCAAAUAAUCAUCAGUCAUGGCUCUGAGAGCAAAGGCGACGGCGGCUUUAGCAGCAGCUCCUCGUGGAUUGCUGCGGCUGUUCUCAACAACAACAACUCCAUCGGAUUUAUCAAUCUUUUCUUCUCAAGCCAACACGGCACCUUCUGCUCGUGAACAGGCUGAGCCUAACACUAAUCUCUUCGUCUCUGGGCUUAGCAAACGAACUACUACAGAGGGGCUAAAGCAAGCGUUUUCCAAAUUUGGUGAAGUAGUUCAAGCUAGGGUAGUGACUGAUAGAGUGUCAGGUUAUUCCAAGGGGUUUGGUUUUGUCAGAUAUGGUUCCUUAGAAGACGCUGAGAAAGGUAUAGAAGGCAUGGAUGGGAAGUUUUUGGAUGGCUGGGUUAUAUUUGCUGAGUAUGCAAGACCGAGGCCACCCCUACCUGGGAACAACACAGGCUCUGCCUACGGUAACAACACAGGCUCUGCCUACGGGAACAGCACGGGCUCUGCCUACGGGAACAGCACAGGCUCUGCCUACGGGAACAGCACGGGCUCUGCCUACGGGAACAGCACGGGCUCUGCCUACGGGAACAGCACGGGCUCUGCAUACGGGAACAGCACCGGCUCUGCAUACGGGAACAGCACCGGCUCUGCGUAUGGGAGUAACACGACUCCUGCAUUUGGGAAUAAUACAGGACCUAUGUCUGGGAGCAACAUGGCUGGUGCAUUUGGGAAUACAACAACUUCUGCAUAUGGGAGCAACUCAGAUCCUGCAACUGGGAGCAGCACAGGUCCUUCAUAUGGGAGCAACAAUUUUCAUGCAUAUGGAAGCAACACUAAUCCUGCAUAUGGGAGCAAUGAUAGUCCUGAUUAUGGGAGCAAAAAUGCUUCAACAUAUGGAAAUGCCACAGCUCCUGCAUAUAUGAGCAAUUCAGGUCCUGCCUUGAGUGAUAACAUGGGAUCUAUGUAUGGCUAUUCCUCAGUUUCUGAAUAUGGGAAUAACACAUCUCCUGCAGAUGGGAACAGCAUGGAUCCUGUAAUCAAUGACAAUAUUAGUGCUGCAUAUGGCCGCCAAUGACUUCUACGAAGCUAACAAGCUCAACAUCUUCAAAACUUUUUAGUCGAUGAGCACCAUUGCCAAUUCCUUAACAUUAUUCUGGUUUAUCUUUCAUAGUUGGAACAUGGUGGUGGAGAUUGCCACCUUACAAUGAGCAGAUUGAUCUUGGAAACAUGAGAAUCUCAAAAUGUCACAUGUUGAGAACAUUCUGUACAAUCUAUUAUUCAUAAACAUAUUCACACAAUAUAUGAUGAACUGAGGUAAAAUGUGUCCUCACCAUUGCAUCAUUAAGAAUUUUGUUUGUCAUUUGAGAUGGAACUUUAACCUGAGCUUUGUAGUCCACAUUCAGUAUUGUUAUGCAUUAGGAAGUUAUUAUCUCUA